AUGCCAGCUACAUUAUCAAAUAAACCAGCAGUUAUGAAAAGAAAACCCAUGAAAGAAAUUUUGAAGCUAGCAGAACCGUCAACAUCAACAGAUCAUUACUCUGAAUGCUCGGUACAUCAAUUACAUACAAAAAUGGAAGGAAAUACAUCUCACAAAGAAAAUCUUGAUCCGGUUACUGCGAUGCAAGCACCUGUGAUAUCAACAAAUCCUGUAGUUAUAAAGAAAAGGGCUGAAAUGGUUUUAGGAGGAACAUUAGCAGUCAAGAAAAAGACCAAAAGGAGAGCACGUGGGAUCUGUGACAGAAAACAUAUGGCCGCCGAGCUUCAGCAUGUCAAGCAAGUGUUGCAAGACAAACAAGCUUCGGGUCCCGCGCCGAGUGAAGCCGGCCACAGUCGAGCGCCCGCCUGCUGUACUGCCGUAUUUCAGAGGAGUCACAGACAAGGUCAUUACUCUGAACGUUCGGUACAUCGAUUAUACACAAAAAUGGAAGGAAAUACUUCUCACAAAGAAAAUCUUGAUCCAGUUACUCCAAUGCAAGAUCCUGUGAUAUCAACUAAUCCUGUAGUUAUAAAGAAAAGGGCUGAAAUGUUUUUAGGAGGAGCAUUGGGAGACAAGAAAAAGACAAAGGGUAUCCUUCGAGAAGAGUACGAAGAUGCUGAUCUGCUGCUUUUAUGGAUAAUAUUUUCGACUCAGUUAAUGGCAGUUCUCUUACGCCGUCACGACUUAUUACACUACAGGGCAUACAGCGCAUAA
Messenger RNA from Parnassius apollo (apollo), 753 nucleotides. The record is from the annotation of a GenBank genome assembly. Lineage: Eukaryota; Metazoa; Arthropoda; Insecta; Lepidoptera; Papilionidae.